AUGCCCAAAUGCAAAAAAUUGCUGAAUUUGCUCCUGGCUGCCAAAUGUGAAUUUUCACUCUUUUACCAGCCUCAUUCCAAAUAUACGAUUCGGCGCAUUUGGCGUGGGGGCGUUCCGAUUGGCACGCGGAGUGUGGAUGCGCUUGAUGACGACAGUUUCCGGCCAGACUCGACCUUCCGCCAGUCAUUCCGCCAGCCGCAGGUCGAAUCGUGGCAGCGCGGCAACGUCACAAGAUAUGGACAGAACCUUCAGCCGUGGGCCAACAGCUUCCGUGCGUCGCGAGGCAUUGUGCCCACCAUCAACGCCCUUGACCUUGAUGUGACCACCAAGACGACCCCCACCAACGCCGAGGCGUUUGCCACGGGUCUUCAAUUCUCCAAUCGCUUCUCCACCACCUCCAGCAGGCGCGCCCCCACCACUCUCUCCGAGGACGACAUUGCUAACAUCCACCGCGUCGUCGCGCCAGAGGCAGCGGAGGCGCUUGAGUCGUGGCUGCGCGCUGCGCCAGGCUUUGAGGGUGAAGUGAUCAAGCGGAUGCUCAGAGACGUCACCACCUCCCUCGAGACGCCGAGCCACACCGCUGAGGCACCCUCCUCCCCGCUCCCAGCCAGCACGUCCAAGACCACCACCUCCACCGCUGCCAGCAGCGACAAGGUUGGUUGCGUCGCGUCCUCCACCUCGCCGAGCGGGCGCACGCGCUCACGAACGCCAGACCCGGACGUCGUGUCCAAAUGGGGCGGGCCCGUCACAAGCGUCGUGUGAUUGCGUGAUGCACCACGCAUGGGGGCGUCAUGACAGGAGCCACCCUCGCGUACACCUGCUGUGCACUGGCUGCGCGCAACCAACGCACGCGCUUGCACAUGUCAACAUGCCCCCCCUCCACUCUCUUGUCUCUCUAUCGUCCCCCCUUUAUUGCUGUCUCUUUUUGUCAUUCAUUGUCGCCUUUUUGCCCUGUUGUGUUUUUCAUUAUGUUUAUGUGUUGCUUUUGUUCGCUGUGUAGUUCUCGCAAGUCGCCGUCAACUGGGGCGCAUGUGUGCGUGUGCGUGUGUGUGUGUGUGAUGCUUUGUCUGCAAGGUUGCAGCACCAUUAAGUGGACUUAUCAAUGAACGAAAGCAUGUGCG
This is a messenger RNA of Salpingoeca rosetta, 1121 nucleotides long. RefSeq lists its product as uncharacterized. The transcript has 5 exons. The record is from RefSeq and is a predicted model, not a curated record. NCBI's taxonomy places the organism in Eukaryota, Choanoflagellata, Craspedida, Salpingoecidae. Bases 1 to 762 code for a protein of 253 amino acids.